AUGAGUCGUCAGCUGAUGUGGAUAUUACAGCUUAUGGAGUUUCUGUUUCUUGCUUCCGUAGAGGCGGAUCGCAGCAUCAGAUUCAUCGCAGGGGAAAGCAGAUUCAACCGCGAAUACUUCGACAACUUCUCCUUUAGCAUACGCAACGAUCAGAUAUUUCUAGAUAUGAACCUUCGGCAGCCCCUGCGGAGAGGAUGGCGGGCCCAUCUGGAUUUCCAGUUGCGAGUGGGAAACUCGAAGAGCUUCCAGAGUCUCUUCUCCACCAAUGUGGACGUGUGCCACAUUGUGAACGCCGCCAAAACUAAUCUGUUCAAAAAGUGGUACACGAACCUGCUUAAGUACGGCAACUUUCUGCGCCAGUGCCCGCUCAAUGCGGGACACUACUAUCUGACGGGCUGGCAGUUCGGGGAGGGCCUGGUGCCGCCGUUCAUAACUAGCGGAUCGUACCGCUUGCAGACCUACAACUUCUACGGAAAGUACAAGGGCAAAGACGAAGUCUUCAUAAUGAGCUGCACGGCCGAUGCCAUCAUCCAUAUCUGA
Molecule: messenger RNA, 540 nt
Organism: Drosophila guanche
Lineage: Eukaryota; Metazoa; Arthropoda; Insecta; Diptera; Drosophilidae
Exons: 2
Coding region: 1-540 (179 amino acids)
Source: RefSeq, a predicted model, not a curated record